This is a messenger RNA of Auanema sp. JU1783, 4509 nucleotides long. Lineage: Eukaryota; Metazoa; Nematoda; Chromadorea; Rhabditida; Rhabditidae. The record is from the annotation of a GenBank genome assembly.
AUGGGUCGUGGAACCAAAAGAACAGCUGCCCGUAGAAGCACAACGAAUUCUUCCAAGAAAAAGAACUUUUAUCGAGAAGAAAAUAGCGAUGGUGAAGACGAAGAGGAGCAGAGUAAAGACGAUAGAAACCAAAAGGAUGACGAGGAUUUUGUGCUGGAUCCGAAAGACUCGAAAUCUCCUGAAUCUCCAUGUAUUGAUGACGAUGGAGAGGAAGGCGAUGCCGAAGAUGCAGAUGAAUUAGACGAAGAAAUAACUAAUAAAACUAAAUCUAAAGGAUCUAAGAAAGCAUUAACCAAAAGAUUAGAAUCGAAAGAUAAUGCUGAACCGUCAACAUCUUCUAAUAACUUCAACCCGGAUAGAGCAACUCCUUAUAUGGCUUAUGAUCCAUUACUCUGGAAUCCACAGUUUCUAUAUAGAUUGCCAAGUGAUAUUACAUUAGGUGCUAUUCGUGAAUCGGGGGGAGAGGGUCUUGGUAGAAUAGAAAUUGGACAUCGUCUUUCUAUGGAUUCUACGACAAAAGCCGGAAACAGACGUGUUUCUGCUUUUAUUGUUAAUGUUUGCAAUGAUAGAAAAGAUUACGUUGGUCAAUUUCAAAAAAUGGAAGGCAAGAUCAGAUGCAUCAAAUAUUUCUGGAAAGCCAACAGUCAGCCUGAGAGGUUUAUUAAAUUGUUCGAAGAUUUUCAAAAAAUCACAGGAGUACCGUGUCCGUUCAAAAUGGGACAAGUUAUUAAGUUCGCGAACUCUAAGCUCAGCACGUUAAGAAUAUCCGAUGUUACUCUUCGACGUCUCAAUGAUUUGAUGGAGACCCUAAACCAUACCAAAGUGAUCGUAACAAUGCAGCGAACAUUGCGUAUAAUAGAAGAGAAGGAGAAAGCAAUUGGAUAUCAUUUUGCUAUUGAUAAGAAAUCUCUGAUGAAAUGCAUAAAAGCUUUAGAAGAUGUUUCAUUGGUCCGUCUUCUGGAAACCACUGUUUCUACUCCAGACAAUGUUCCUGCUCGUAUUCAAUUGCUCUGUCAUAAAGAUAUCACUUCCGUAGAUGAUUCCAUCGUUCGGUACUAUAUAGAGAAAACUAUCGAAGAGUAUGUACAGCAAGGCCGAGUCUUCCCACAUGGCCAAUUGAGAUAUUCUGCUAAAAAGAGGGCGGAAUUCAAUGAGCUUGGAAACGAGAAAUCUUCCGACUGUGGCCCAAUCAUUAUUGAAAACGGCAUCACCUUUCAAGAGAGGUAUAGGCUUUUCCGCAAUCAGACUUCACGAGCCAUCGUAGGUGUGCAAGAGGAGAAGAAUUGUGAAGUCGUUGAUAACGUUGAUGACCUCAACAACACUUUGGAUAGUCAAGAAGAUAUGACAAUGGAUGAAGGAAGAGAUGGGUUCACUUUAGAUACUCAUGCUGAUAUUUGGACAUCAGUAGAGUUAGGAGGUGACAAAAAACUGAAAAUAAACAGUGAGAUGGCACAAAGGUUUGGCUAUCAGAUGAAAGUCAUGCGUUGGUUCAUCAUGCACGAGUUAGCUUACAAUAUGGUUUAUUCUAAGAAGACUCAGGAUCAUCCAAGCGUUUAUGAGAGGUUCCCCCCAUUAGAUGAUCCUUCUCAUUGGCCUGAACGAAAUGUAGAAGACAUUCCGACAUAUUGUGAGAAAGAUUCUCCCUUUGUCUUCGUUCCACCUGUUCCACCUUUUCGAGAUUUGGGGCCCGGAUACUUCAUGUUGAUUGACCUUGUGAGAGCUCUUCCGUUGUCAAUGUACGUUUUAUGUGCAUAUGUUGGAAAAACUGUGCCUCGACCGCUUCUGAAUGAGUACUUAUCGGAUCCAGGAAAACGUCAUGUGUGCGUUGGUGAUUUACCGUUACCUCUUCGUAUGCCUAUUUUGCGUGAUAAACGUUUAUACAGGCAGUUAGAGCAUAUCUUCUUAUCACUCGGGGUACUCGGUCUCGUAGCAUUAGUUAAAAAUCCAGAUCCAAAACGAUUUCUUUCCCAUGCGGCUUCGGUUUUCUAUGUUUCUAAAAAAGGUGUUCUUCAUGACACUAGUAGCAGUGAGAAAGGGUAUGCCACAGUCACGCUGCCCAUUUCUCGUUAUGAUAAGUAUGACUAUGAGUUCGAAUCAGAAAAUGACGUUUCUAUGUUCUGGCAUCACUUGAGAGCAAUCGUUCACUCAACACCUUUGUCUUUCCGGAGUGACUGCGAGCCGUCAGAUUCUACUAAGCAUAAGAAAUACAGUCUUGGUGUUUUUGAUAAAGCCUCAGUUACCAUUGACCCAGAGCAAGAAAUUGUUUUGUAUCCACUAGAGCCAAACGACGGUUGUGCUGGUUUUGAUUCAUCAUUAUUUCUACAUUUGCGGAGACAUUGGGAACUGAACCCACGUCCUAGCGUUGUUACUCAUUGGUUUAUCGAAAGAUUCCGACGUCAGUCUGACGCUGUCAAGAGAUUAAUUGAAUCGAGAGUAUCUAGUAUUCAACAAGAUUGGAACAGUUAUGUCAAGAUUUUGAUGCCUUCAGAUGUAGAUCUCAACAAAUCAAAACGAAUUAGGGCGGCGACUUAUUCUUCCACCAGAUCAUCCAUCGGGCUUGAAUCGAAAAGUAAAUUGCGAGUAAUGAGAAAGGGAAUAAUCAAAAAGAAGAAAAGACCACUUGAUACAGUGGACAUGGUUAGCGAACAAGCUCGGCUUCAUGUUCGAAGUAGAUUCAAUUCUAAAGAAAGAGAUAUGCUCAUACUGAUUAGAGCUAUAGGAUUCUUUCUUAAUCCAGUAUAUCGCUUUUGGUUGGACCCAGCAGUACUUCGUGACAUCAUGCAUGAGUACGUUCCUGAGUCUCGAAGCAAGACCGUUCAGAGCUUAAUGGCAGCAGGAGUGAGAGAGAUGGUCAGACCGAAUAGGCUAGCCUAUCUCCAGAGAAUCGUCCGAAACCUUGCCACUUUUCCUGAAAUGAGAAAAUUGAGAGUACAACUAGCUAAUUCUCCUCUGAGCACAUCAGAAGCUAAGACAGUAUUUUUCAAGGAGGCUUUCCAAACAGCUAAUCAACUCUUAUUCAUGGAAAAUCAGACUAUUCCUAGCGCGAAUUCUCCAAACUCUACGUUUGAAGACUAUCUACUGGCUGGAAAAGUGGUCAUUGCCUCGGAACAAAGCAGCUCUCACUCUCUCCCUCUUCGAUCUCGUAAACCAACCAAUUUAGAACACAUUCAUCAUUGUGUUGCUAUUAAUAUUCUUUUGUCGAUACUUAUCCACACUACGGAUGGCUCCUUUUCCGACUGCAUCUUGGAACAGAUCUCUCCAACGGUUAUAUACGGGGCUCUUCAAGUUCUUAGGUCAGAUGGCUUAGUUUCUAAAACACGAAAAUUAGAUCCCAAAUUGUUGGUUGUUACAAAGGAUCAAUCAGUUCCUUCAUAUUAUUUCCGUCACUUCUUUGCUCAUCGCUUUCAUUCCGAUAUAGUUGAGAAAACAGCAAGAGUUUAUCACGAAUCUCUUGAAGCCUACAACUCCUCUGCUGGUCCUAUGAAGUUAGAUGGUGAUGAAAUUGGUUUGGUAAUUGCUGCUGCUGGAUCAUAUGUUGGAAAUUCUGAUCUUGAUAUCAAAGUAGAUGAUUCAAUGCUCUCCGUGUUUGAAGAAAUCGAAGCCCAACGGCAGUCUACUAAACAGAUUCGAUAUCUCGAAAAUGCUGAUUUACGCCUAGAGGAAAUAGAAAUAUUGCUCACUCACAAAGAAAAGACAAAACAUCUUGCGCGCCUCGAUGAUUUAUUUGCCGCUCUUAUACAGAACAAAACCCAACCUAUUGAUGUCAAACAGUCUCCCUUAGCUGAGAGGCUAAAAGAUAUUUCCAACAAAACUGAGAAGAAUGAACUUAUUUCUAUUUAUGACGCCAUAUCUUCGUCCAAGGAGAUAGGAGUUGGCCUCAAGGAUUUGGAGGUUGGAACCAAAAUAUCGAGUCUUUCCAUAUUGAAGCGAAUAAACGUGCUGCUUUCUCUCAAUUUGAUAAUUGAAAUUGGUGUUGACUGUCGCAGAUGGGUAGCUCUCGAAAACGCUGAUGCUUGGACGGUGAAAGUGAACCAAGUUCGCGUUUGUCCGAGACCUUGGACGCUUCCAAACGGCACAGUAUGUGAAUCAACUGUUCGAUGGAUGUCUGAGAGUGUUCUCAUGCUCAUAAUUGCAAAUCCUGGAAUCCCAAUGAGGGACAUAAGAUUCCGAUACGAGUUCGCCGUACAACCUGCGGUUGUGGAAGAUAUUCUCAGUCUUUUAGAAAACGCAGAAUGCAUAAAGAUAAAAGAAGAGAAAUUUGAGAGUAUGACUCUGUUUUCUCCGUUUGCAAAAGUACCUAGCGAAGAAGUUUUUGUAUACGUUGUGCCAGCACCGGAUUGUUUCGAGAGAUUCUCACGCAUUUUCUCCGACGUUUCAUUCUUGCCAUCAAUGUUAGGAGGAUCCAGGCCAGAAGAGGAAGUUACAGUGGUCAGUCGAACUAUUGAGGAAACAGCUCCAAAACUCGUACAUGUGGAUGUUAAACAAGAACCUAAACCACUCCAGGAAUAA